ACCUUACUAUACGUACCCGGCAAAACGUCGAAAUUUUGCAUUUUAUUUUGUUGUGAUUUGUUUUUGAAUUGUUGUGAAAUUUUGCGCCUCUAUAAAAAUGUCCACUAUUGAAAAAUUAUCCAUACAAGGUAUACGUAGUUUUGGUUCCAAUUCGGAGGAUGUUCAGACUAUAACAUUUUCUUCGCCGGUUACACUGAUACUCGGUGAAAAUGGUUGCGGCAAGACCACAAUAAUAGAGUGCCUUAAAUAUGGGCUCACUGGUGAAGUGCCGCCUGGUGGUGACCACGGUCGCAGUUUUGUACAUGAUCCAAAAAUAUUCAAUCAAGCUGGAACUUUGGGCCAAAUCAAAUUGGAAGUUAGUAAUUUGCAAGGAAAACGCAUAUCCGUUUGUCGCUCUAUGAAAAUAUCCAACAAACGUGGUAAAUAUUCAUUUGAAACGCUAGAUGCGACUAUGAACUAUAUAGAUGGUAAAGCCGGUGGAAGCGCUACACAUUCUAUUAGUAAGCGUUGUGUUGAUGUCGAUGUGGCUAUGUGUCAGUUUAUGGGUGUGUCUAAAGCUAUAAUCAAUAAUGUGUUGUUUUGUCAUCAAGAGAAUUCAAGUUGGCCAUUGGACGAGUCAAAAAAGUUGAAAGAUAAAUUCGAUGCCAUAUUCGGUAUAACUGAAUUUAAUAAAACAAUCGAACGUAUAAUAAAAAUGCGCAAAGAAGAAGCUGAAAACUUAAAAGUUAAAGAAGCGAACUUAGGCCUACUUGUGCAUUUAAAGCAAGAAAUGGAUGAUAAGUCGCUAACUUUGAAGAAGGCACAAGAGAAGUGUGCAGCUAUAGAGCUAGAGUGCCAACGUUGUGACGAUGAAAUGAAGCCAAUCGAUGCACGCUUAGCGGAGAUACGUAACGUCGAAUAUGAAGUGGGCAAGCAUCAAGCGAAAAAGGUCGAAAUCGAAACCGAACAAAAGAACUGUCAGGAGCAAAUAUUGGCUUUAAGCAGCAAUAUAAAAGUGCCAUAUGAAGGUAGCCGUGAAGAACUAGAGCAAGAAAUUAGUGAUUUUGGUCAAAAAAUGCUUGAAAAACGUCAACAUCGCAAUGUGCUUGACAAAAAGGUGGACACUUUGAGGCAAGAAGAAAAAACGCUACAAAAAAACUUUACUGAUUUGGAUAAAAGACGCAUACUACUGAUGCAACAAAGGCAAAAAGAACAAGAAUGCAUUUCGAAACGUGCCGAACAGUUAAAAACACUUUGUCAACAAUUAGGCAUUACACUGACUGAGGAUUUGGAAUUUCAACCCGAAAGUGUGCCUGGUGUAUUGGAAAAAAUCGAAAACUCAUUGCUGAAUAAAGAGUGCAGUAUAUCGGAGAGUGUGGCGCAAACGGAUAAAGAUGAUAGUGAAAGGCAACGAGAAAUAGAUACGCAGCGCGUGGAACUCACUAAAGUGGAAGAAGGCAUUGUCGCACAUGAAAAACAGAAAACACUCAAUGAAAAGGAAUUGACAACCAUUACCAAAGAGAUUGCGGAAAUAGAGACCUCAGCGCGGCGUAUAAAAAUUUUAUCCGAAAAUAUUGAACGCCUUAUGAAGAUGAUGGAUGAAAUGAAUAGUAAAUGCAAUCAGGAAACCAUGCGCGCUGACAUAGCUGAAAACAAAGCGAGAAUUUUAAAAUUGCAAGAGCAAUUUCGUGAAUUAGAUGAGCGUCUAACCAAAUUGAACAUGAUGUCCAAGUUAACGGCUGAAAUUACGUUGAAACAAAAAGAGUUGGAAAAGAAAGAGCUGGACGUAAAGCGUGUAAAAGGUAAACAUGCAGAAAACUUUAAGAAACUUCUCAGUCGCCCUGUGGAGUUCAAUUACAAGCGCGCAAUGCAAUUGUGCAGCGAAAAACUACGUGAUAAUAUUAAGGAGCUAAAUGGGAAAUCCAAUAAAUUACAAUUGGAGCAGCAGUCAUGUGAGAUAAAACGUAAAAACCUUAAAGCAGAAUUAUUGAAAUUAGAAAAAGAACUGGAAGAGUCAAAAGAGAAGGUUUACGAAGCAUGCCAUGCUGCAACAUACGAGGAUACGCUAGCGAAGAGCAAAGCUGCCAUGGCGAAAUAUCAAUUGGAACAUGGGGCCUUACUAUCUGCCGAGGCCAUGUAUAAAAAAUACAUAGAAAAGGUCACAGAGGAGCCGUGUUGCCCGCUAUGUCAUAAAGAUAUGACUGAUAAUGAGGCUUCCGAUAUUACGAUGGAAUUAUCUGAUGAGAUUAACCGUUUGCCAGAGAAUAUAAAACGCACAGAAAAGCUUUUGAAAGCAGAACAGAAAAAAUAUGAAAAUCUAUUGCAUAUAAAAUCCGUCGUAGAAACUGUGGCUAAACUGGAAGCAGACAUACCGAAGAAGAAGAAAGAACUCACUACCAUAGAAGAGAAAUUAGCGAAAUGUGUAGAAGAACACGAAUCACUACAAAUGCUCCUAGCUGAGCCGACAAGUUCACUAGAGUUGGCUGAUUCAAUGAUGGGCGAUGUUUCACUGCUGGAUGAGGCUAUGAAAGAGGUUACGCGGCUGAAAAAUGACAUUGCUCAAUUGAAUACAAAACUACCUGCUGAUUUUGAAUCCGAUGUCAAUAUAGAAGAGUUGCAAAUGAUUAAAGCGGGUGUGUCUGAAGAACUGGAUACCGAGCGCCAUACGCUAGAGGAGAAACAGGCAAAUUUAGAGAAAAUCGUAAAUGCUUUGAAUAAGAUGCAAGAACAGAAGAACGCUUACCAAGAUGAACGCUUAAAAUUACAAGAAGGCCAACAAUCGUUAGCCCAGCUGCAGGAGCGUCAGACAGAGUUAAAAAAUUUAAUUGAAAGCAAAACUGCCGAAAUAAAACUAUUAAGAACUAAAUUGCCAACACUGAAGCAAAAGCUGAAUUCUUUAGUUGCAGAGAAAAAUCGCCUUUUGGAGGCUUCGCGUAAGCGUGUGGCGAAAAUGCAAACCGAAUUGAAUGCCUAUAAGAAAAUGGAACAUGAAAUAGAGCGUUUGAAUAGCGAAGUUCUUGAAUUUCAAAUGUUAAAUCUUGUUGCUGAAAUCGCAGAAUUGAAGGAAUCUUUAAAGACGUGCAAAGCGCAAAUUGAAAAGAAGUCUGCUGAAAUUUCCAAAACCACAAAUGAACUCGAAACGGUCAAAACGGAAUGCUUGCAGCAAGAAACGCUCGAACGUGAUCUGAAAGAUAACCGUGAAUUGAAGAUAUUGCAAGAUAAAAAGGCGAGCAUAGACGUGCGGGUUCAAGCUAUUACCAAACAAUUGGGAAAAAUGGAUUUCCCUAAGCUAUCAGUGGAGAAGAAUACAUUGAUAAAACAACGUGACAAGGGCACCGAGCGUAGGGGCGAAUUGAUUGGUAAAAUUGGCGAAGUUAAAAGUCAAAUUAAAAAAUUGGAAGGUGAAAUAAAUGAGCCAAAAUAUAAGAAUUCACUUGAAAAUUAUCGCCGCGCCAACUACGAAGUCGGCAUGUCCAAACAAGCGAUUAAGGAAUUGGGUGAGAGUCGCAUCAGUUUGGAGUGGUCGCUUAUGCAAUUUCAUGCUGAAAAAAUGGAACGCAUUAAUAAACUGAUACGUGAGUAUUGGCGUCUAAUUUAUCGUGGCAACGACAUCGACUACAUACAAAUACAAACCGAUGAGGUAGAUCUGAAUGCGAAUGCCGAUCGGCGCCGCAACUACAAUUAUCGUGUGAUGCAAUCGAAGAAUGGCUCCGAGAUUGAGAUGCGCGGCCGUUGUAGUGCCGGUCAACGUGUAUUGGCAUCGUUAAUUAUACGCAUGGCAUUGGCCGAAACGUUUAGCAGCAAUUGCGGUGUAUUGGCGCUGGAUGAGCCGACCACCAAUUUGGAUCGUAAUAAUAUAUUAUCAUUGUGUGAGGCAUUGAAUCGCAUUGUAGACGAACGACGCAUGCAAUCGAAUUUUAUGUUGAUCAUAAUUACGCACGAUGAUGAUUUCAUAUCCACUUUGGGCAAAAUAACGACCUAUCAUCGCGUAUUUCGCAAUGACGAAUGCAAAUCGGUUAUACGAAAAGUGAAGGUGGCAUAAGUUAAGUUACAUUUCUUGCUAUUAAUUCCUGAUAUAGAUUCAUAUAUACUUAUAUUUUAGAAUAAACAUAUUUUUCAAUUAUUAUACAUACUUAGUUGAAACAUAGCUUCGUCGUUGAUAGCUCAAAUUGCCGCUCUUUUAUACUCUCGCAAUAUGUUGCGCUAUUUGUUUGGCAUUUAAGACCUCAACCUACAUAUAUCCAGCAUAAUUAUUUUCGUUCUUCCGUCUGCCUUUACUUCAUAUACAUAUGUCUGUCUAUUUGUGCUAAAUUUUCAUGAAGUUAAGUGUAUAGAUUUAUUUAAGCAUAAUGUGGUUACGUGUCAAAAAUGUGUAAAAUUUGUCCACCCCUUCUCUAUGUAAUCAUACCUCAAUAUAAUGAU
Molecule: messenger RNA, 4401 nt
Organism: Bactrocera dorsalis (oriental fruit fly)
Lineage: Eukaryota; Metazoa; Arthropoda; Insecta; Diptera; Tephritidae
Gene: rad50
Product: DNA repair protein RAD50
Exons: 12
Coding region: 98-4021 (1307 amino acids)
Biological process (GO): chromosome organization involved in meiotic cell cycle; double-strand break repair; telomere maintenance via telomerase
Cellular component (GO): condensed nuclear chromosome; nucleus; Mre11 complex
Molecular function (GO): double-stranded telomeric DNA binding; ATP hydrolysis activity; G-quadruplex DNA binding
Source: RefSeq, a predicted model, not a curated record